AUGGCGAUUAAUGAUCACAAAGGUACACCGUUAUACCUCGGAAUCAAUCAUUGCGGAAUCCUCACGUUUCAGGGUUCUCGUAAAACGAAUCACUUCCGCUGGCCGGAGGUCCAGAAAAUCAACUACGAGGGUAAAAUGUUUAUAGUUCAUCUGACGAUAACAGAGGACACGAGGACGAAGAAGAAACACACUGUCGGAUUUAAGUGUCCCACGGGAUCAAACUGCCGUCAUGUGUGGAGGUGCGCUAUCGAGCAAAUGCUGUUUUUCACGCUGCCACGUGCCUCGGACGCGCCAGUGAUGAGCGGCGGUUCGAUCUUCUCGUGGGGCACAAAGUUCAAGUACACCGGACGGACGGAACGCGAGGUCCUGGAGGAGACGGGACCACUGCGGAAGGAGGAGCCACCGAUCCAGCGUUGCCAUUCGGCGGGCCUGAGGAGGAAGGCGAGCAGCGUGCCCGCGACGCCCAGCACACCCAGUCAGGAUCUUGUUGAAAUUCGAUACUCGAGUCUGCCGAGGAGUUGCCAUAGUGCCGGACUCGAUGGCGCCGGGAUGUCUGACAUCGGCAGUGGCAUGCCCCUGAGCUCACCCUACUGCCCUGACAAUACUUUGCCUCUCCUGGAAACCGUCUCCGAAGACCAGGAGAUACACGCCAGGAGGAAUAACGCAUUAGACGAUACGAAUACGCAUGCGAGUGCCACCACCACAACCUGUUACACCACAACCUCUACCACCACCACCACCACAACCACCACCACCGCGACCACCACCACCACAAUAAACCAAGCGAAAAAACUAAAAUUCCCAAAGAGCACCCUACAGACGCGCCCGCAAGCCCUCUAUAGUCAGAGAAUCGUGAUAGGCUCCGAGGAGCUCCAUGGCCGUGAUAUCGGUAACGUCGUGCGCCAAAAAAUCAAUACCCUCGAGAAAAGCCCGAAGGUCGUCAGGUCGACGGCCCUGAUCGUCAAGCGCUCGGUCGCACCGGCCAAGUCCCGGACGCCUUCGUCGAUCACGGCGACCGUUGAGACGGCGAUGCACGAUGGAUUCGAACAGCUAGGUGACCGUCGGUUACCAAACGGCGAUGUCGAAGCAACGACCAAGAGUCAAGGAGCCAGAGACGUCGUGGACGGUGCAGUUUGCCACGAGUUCGACGGCAGCGAUUACUACUUCCGUGACUCGUUCGACCACUCGUCCUCGGAGAGCCAGCUCCUAGAGGCGAGUGGCCUCGGCUGUAAACCCGGACCUCACGGGAGCAGUCGCUCGAUCGCCCCGGUGCCCAAGAUGCAGCGCCUUCAGAACUCCAAGAUCAGCAGCAUCCAGCAGUCGUCGACAUUGAGCUCGAGCGGCGCGCUCUCGGCCUCCUUGCCGGCGUCGAUGCGCCACAGGAAGGUGUCCCCAUCCCCAGGCCCUGCCGGUAAUGCAGCGAGCUACCGGAUACGAGGACGUAGUCUGCGAGUCGUUAAGCUCUUCGUGCCGGCCCUCGUCAUCACCCUCACCGUCCUCCUUAUCGUCACCGUCUUUGUCUUCGAGACGGACUCGAAGCUGCUCGAGAGCCUAAAACAGACGCCGGAGAUGGCCGCGCUGAAUACUCGGUAUUACGGACCGAUCAAGGACUUUAUCAGAACAAAGCUCGGCCUCUUUUGAUUAAAAUGGCUCGAGGAGAGCCAAACAACAGCCACGACAUCGUCGAUGUUUGUCGCGUAACCAGUGCCGCUGCCUUCGUAAUAUAUAAUCUCAUUCGAAAGCCGCAUGCCCGCAACUUUCACAGCGAGGCGAGAUUUUAUUGUCGUCGAUCCCUAUGUUUUUAUUCCACGUUACGUUCGCGUAACACGCGUAGAC
Molecule: messenger RNA, 1836 nt
Organism: Ceratosolen solmsi marchali
Lineage: Eukaryota; Metazoa; Arthropoda; Insecta; Hymenoptera; Agaonidae
Gene: Frmd5
Product: FERM domain containing
Exons: 8
Coding region: 1-1641 (546 amino acids)
Biological process (GO): actomyosin structure organization
Cellular component (GO): cytoskeleton
Source: RefSeq, a predicted model, not a curated record